GAAAUAAAAUGAUCUAUUCAAAAUAAAAUAAUGAAUCCAGAUUUAGUUGUGGAUCUCAUACAAAGUGAAUUUCCAACCUCUUAUAUCAGUGAUGUUGAAAGCAUUAAAGGGGGAUACAUAAGUGAAUCAUUUAUAUGCCAUAUUGAUGAUCAGAAAUAUUUUAUCAAAUUUAAUGCCCUCAAACAAUCUUUAAAAUUGUUUGAGAGUGAAUAUAGUGGGUUAGAAGAAUUAAAGUGUACCCAGUCUAUAAGGGUUCCCAAUGUCUUUAAGGUGGCCUAUAAUAUUCAAAAUGAUUACUCUUUUAUAAUAAUGGAAUACAUCAAUAUGAUACCUAUCAAAGAUGUAGAAUUAUUUGUUAAAGCUUUAACUCAACUUCACUCAUUUGAUCAUAAAAUAGAAAAUUUUGGAUUUCAUGUUCCUAGUUAUAAUGGAUUUAUAUCGCAACCAAAUUCCUGGUGUAGUAAUUGGACAACAUUUUAUAUUGAACAAAAAUUAAAACCACUGAUUAACAGUCUUACAAACAAAUACACAGAUGACAAGGAAGAAAUUUUGAAUCUUUGGCAAAGUUUGAAGAAUAAAAUACCAAAAUUUUUUGAAAAUAUUGACAUAAAACCUGUAUUAUUACAUGGUGAUUUAUGGAUGGGAAAUGUCGGGCAAACUAUCACAACUAAUGAAAUUGUUUUUUAUGAUCCUGCAUGUUUCUAUGGGCACAACGAAUUUGAUCUCGCCACAUUAUAUGCCUUUCCACUCGAAGACGACCCUUUGCUUUCUAACAUCGAAACGAUCUAUUACCGUUAUUUGAACAAGACCCCUCAAGCUGGGCUAAAAUGGAGAGCCAAAAUUUAUCACCUAUUUCCUCAUCUCCUUAAUUGGAUACAUUUUGGUCCUCUACCGUAUAAAUCCUCAUCGUUAUCAUUGAUCAAAGAAAUUAUGGAAUAUGAAUUUUCUACAUAAAUUUUACAUUUAUUAUAAAGAUAUUUAUUUUAUUUUAUAAUUGAUCUGCAAUUAUUUAUUUUUUUAUAAAUAGCAAAUCUUUAUUUUCAUGUAUGUCGUAUUGGAUAUUUGGAAUCCAUGGGGAUUCAGAUCCCAAUUAACCGGAAAUAUAUUCUAAUAGAGUACGCGUACGGUAAAUUUCAGACAAUUUUGCCGGAAACUGCUGAAAUACUUUAAAUUUAAAUUCCGUUUUUUAUAUAGAUUUUUUCAUAUAAAUUUUUAAAAAAAUACACCAGAGUUUAUGGUGAAAAUUGCCUAAAUUUUAUAGGGCAGGUAUUAUACACAUUGUUUAAAAUUUUUAACGCCCUAAGAAAAAUAAUUCAAAAUCGAGAGAUUCUCAAUCCCCAUAGAUUUCAUAUCCCAUAUGACAUAUAUAUGAAUAUUAUUAAACUAGGGAUGCAGCAUUUUUUUAAAGCGGAAUAUCAAAAAAUUAAAUGUAAAUAUAAUCAAUAUGAUAGUAUUAAAAUGAAUAUCUUAUAGUGUG
Gordionus sp. m RMFG-2023 is the source of this 1477-nucleotide messenger RNA. Its product is annotated as fructosamine-3-kinase-like. Bases 31 to 954 code for a protein of 307 amino acids. The record is from RefSeq and is a predicted model, not a curated record. Lineage: Eukaryota; Metazoa; Nematomorpha; Gordioida; Chordodea; Parachordodidae. The transcript is spliced from 8 exons.